ACUACUUGCUGCAGAGUGAGGUCUUUCAGCGUUGCUUAGCAAUACGCUUUUCCGCAGUACUUCACUUUCUUGAUUCCUGGUCCGUUUCUGUGAAUAAUACAACUCAAAAUGAAACAGAAGUUCAUGUAACAUUUUUUGAAAAGCAACUACAAAAAAUGAAGUGCCCAUUUGGAAUCCAUCAUGGAGCCGUGUCCUAUGCCAUGACUACGUUAGGUGCAGGAAUGAUGAACCAUAUUUUUGUAUUUUAUUAUGUCAAACUUUUUUUAAAUCGAUACAAGAUUUCUGAAGCCUCUUUUCACCAAGCACAGGUGCUUUAUAUGAUCUGGAAUGCCAUUAAUGAUCCACUUUUCGGGUACAUUCAGGAUAAUUCCAAGUUACGAUGGUGUUCCAUACGACGACUGUCUAUCUUAUAUGGAGCUCCACUUUAUGCAGUAGCCUUUCUGCUUCCCUGGUUUCCAUGGAAACAAUAUGAAGAUGGUGAUUGGCUAAGUGGAGCUCAUCUAAUUGUGGCAUUAUGUGCCUAUGAUACUAUGCUUACAUUUGUAUUGCUGGCACAGUGCGCACUUUUUGCCGAAAUUUCAAAUAAGCAUGAAAACCGCCUCCAGCUCAUUAAAUAUAAUCAGGUGGCAUCGUUAGUUGGGUCAUGCAGUGUGCUAUUUUGUGGACUUUUUUCUAAAAAUAUGGAGAAUUUUUCAUAUUUUCAGGGUUUCAAUGUGCUGAUUGCAGUAUUGGCAUUUGUUUGUAUGUCCUACACUGGUAUUCAUAGCGUCAGUCAAUUUGAACAUACAGAAAGUACUACUGGAACUGCAGCAGAAGGAACAGAUGAUGCUUUAACCUGGUCUUCUGUGUUCUCCUUAACAAAGCAGAUUGUCAUGCAAAGGAACUUUGUACUUUUUGUGGCCAUGAACUUCUGUCAAGUAUUCCAUUUGGCCUUCAUGAACAACUUUAUGAUGAUAUUUGUAGAGCAUCUUCUUCCAACAGAGGCAUUCCCAUCAUUUGUGAAAAGUAUCAUGUAUGGUGCUGGCUUUAUCUGUCCUCAGAUUCUUGUCCUCUGCAGUCACUCAUUGUUGGGGAAGCUUGGCUACUAUAGAGUUAUUUUGUACACAUUCUAUAUAGAAAUGGCAGCUGGAAGCGUGAUGUUUCUUCUCGGACCAAGCCACUAUUACCUACUAGCUCUGUUUCUUCCUGCAAAUUUGGUUCUUGUUCAGGCCGCUUUCAGUCUCUUUAACUUGCCUCUGGCUGACAUCAUUGAUUCUGACUUACAGAUGUACAAGCGCAGAUCACCUUUGUCCUCAAUGGUGUUUGGUACCAAUGCACUUUUUACAAAACCUGCUCAGUCCUUGGCCCCAAUGCUUGUGGUGACCAUACUGAAUCAGUAUGGAUAUGAGAAAUUGAAGGACAAAACUGCAGAGGGUGACCUAAGUUCUUUGCUGGUGCUGCAUGAUGCUAUGUUCUGGUUAGUGUGCCUGGCUCCAGUCUGCAUUGCAAGUCUUCAGAUUCUGGCAUGGACACCUUUUUCUAUUCGAGAUAGCCACACCAUUCAUACAAAGUACAUUGAAAAUUAAGUGAUGGUUGCGGAGUGUAACAGUAAAAGGAAGCAGUGUUCCGGGAAACUGCACUGUACCUCCAGCUUUGGGACUGAAUUUAUGGUGGCUACUGCAGUGUGGUCAUUGCAGUUAUGAAUUCUUGGUUAUGGGGUCAACUUUUCCUACAUCUGAUUAGCAUUGGUUCAUUAUGACAAGUACAAUGAAAAGCACUUUGGCUGGAGAGUACAUGAUGUUUUUAAUGUAUAACUGGGUGUUAUUUUGGGGAGUAAUAAUUUUGUGUAUUGCUUUUAUUUUUAAAUUGCAGAUGAAUCUAUAGGGGGAAUCAAACUUGAGGCAUGACUGAGAAUGUAUUUCUGCAUUGUUAGAUGACCUUGCAGAGUGCAGUUUUAAAUGACCACAUGAAGACAUUUUAAAAACAUCAGGUAGUUCAGGACCACCAUUGUAGUUAAUGUGCAUGAACAAGUGACCCAUGUAAUUAUUUUGAAAAGAUGUUUGAAAGGUGCCCCAAAUAGUCAUGGUAAAGAGGCCAGGAGUUAGUACCACAUGUUGAAAUAUGUAGCAUUGACAGUUUGGAAAUGAGCUGAUGGUAUCUAAAGUUCCAGAUGUUCAUCGUGCAUACAGCUGCAGUAAUCACAGAUGGGUUUUCAGCCGUCAGGCGGUCUCUCGGUCGGCCG
Messenger RNA from Protopterus annectens (West African lungfish), 2221 nucleotides. RefSeq names its product transmembrane protein 180-like. NCBI's taxonomy places the organism in Eukaryota, Metazoa, Chordata, Ceratodontiformes, Protopteridae. The transcript is spliced from 7 exons. The record is from RefSeq and is a predicted model, not a curated record. Bases 156 to 1565 code for a protein of 469 amino acids.